AUGGACGCCUACCACAACGCCGACUGGCCCGAAUGCUACGACCUCUGGGUCCGCCAUCUGUUUGGAGCUGGUCCCUCCGAAGACGUGCCAAUCUUUCGCCGAGUCCUGCAAGAUGUCCUCCGCAACAGAGUCCAAAACGAGCCUCCGCAAUCGUCCGCCAAGCCGCAGUAUCUCAAUAUCGUCGACAUCGGCACCGGAACAGGCCGCGUCCUCUGCGACCUCUUUGACUUCAUCAGUAACCCCGACACGCUUCCGAACCUGGAGACCUCUAUAGCUACGUCUGAACUCGGCUUCAGGCUCUGGGGCACCGAGCCAUCAGCCACGAUGCUCGCGCGCGCCAACGCUCUUGUGACUGCGCACUGCCAGAAACCCAGCGAUGACCCUCCGCGUCCUAAGAGGACACGCGCACCGCCGUUCCAGCUAGGCUGGUGCCGAUGCUCCGCUGUGGAUUUCUCUAGCACUAUGAGGCAAACCUUUGGUUUUAGGGAUGAAGAUCCUGCCCUCCCCGGCUUCGCGGAUCUGAUCAUCUUCGCUGCGGGAGGGUCAGGUCAUCUUGUCUCCCCGGAUGACGUUCGGAACUUUCUGAUUGAGGUCGCCGAUGCGCUCAAGCCGGGGCAUGGUAGGGCGGUCGUUAGCGUCUUGCGGGAGCUUCUGCCAGCGGGUGAAACCCAGAACAGUGAAGCAGCUGUUGAGGUGAUUGGGAAUGCGGAUGCCUUGGACGCUACUGCGCUCGCCAAACCGUCGGAGAAGCCGGACAAGGUUGAUCAGCUGUUCCGCGUCCGCUCCAUUGACAGUCCUGACCAGGUCUUUGUCAAACACCCUCCCACCGAGCGCUGGGAUGGUGAUGUGCGCACGGACUCGUUCAUCUUGGACGUCGAGGAUCUCGAGGGAAGAGUGCUCCGUACACAUAAUCUGGAGUGGAAAUCGAGAAGAUUUGAUCCGGAUACCUGGAAUGAAGCCGUGCGGGAUGCUGUUUUGGAGGUUGCGGAGAUCAUUGAUGGAGAGAUUCAGCUUUGGUACGUGUUGAGAAGAAAUGCCCCUCUCGAAGCAUGA
Molecule: messenger RNA, 1053 nt
Organism: Coniosporium apollinis CBS 100218
Lineage: Eukaryota; Fungi; Ascomycota; Dothideomycetes
Exons: 1
Coding region: 1-1053 (350 amino acids)
Source: RefSeq, a predicted model, not a curated record